UGACGUACGUUUGGCAGAGAGGCAAGAUGGCUACAUCGGCUUGGCUGCGUGGACCAUCUGCUAUGCGACUAACAGAGGGUUUGGUGUCGGUUCUGAAAGAGCAGCGUUCAGAGUAUUUACCUGCUUUGUUGGCCAACUACAGAGAACAUGGCGUGUUUCAAACUCAGGGCGCGAGCGCCGUCGGGGGUCUCGUGGGUUUCAGCAAUGCCAAACUGGGCUCGAGCAAGACCAGGUUUGAAGGGCUCUGCCUGCUCUCCAUGCUGGUUAAAGACAGUUCCAGUGAUCUGUUCCAGCAACACUGCAUUUCCUGGCUGCGUUCCCUUCAGCAGGUCAUACAGUCUCAGGCUCCAGUUCAGACCAUCCAGCUAGCGGUGAACAUUCUGAAGGACUUGCUGCAGUACUCGUCUCAGCUGGCAGAGCUGGCCAGGGAGGUCGGCCUCAACUCCAUCCUGGGCAUUCUUACAUCUCUGCUGGGCCUUAAGACAGAGUGUGAGCUGGCAGCCAUGGAGGGGAUGACAGCCUGUAUGACCUACUACACCAGAGCCUGUGGAUCCCUCAGGGACAAACUAGGAGCCUAUUUCCUCUCCAAAAUGGACAGUACAAACAAGAAAACACAAGAGAUGGCCUGUCUGUGUUAUGGUCGCCUGCCGUCUCUGGGGGGCCUGUUGGACAGAGGGGUGAGUGCUGGUCGAGCUGAGGGCUGGACCAAUCAGAUUCACUGCCUACUGGCCUCAGGCAAUGGCCUGCUGGCUCAGAUCUACCAGGGUUCAGAAACAGAAGGAACGGUGCAAUAUGAAGGUCCGGGGGUGGAGCUGGCCUUUUCUCACCUCGACCAAUCAGAUCCUCUGCUGCUGCUGCAGCUCCAGCACAGAUACACAUCCGUCUGCCUGGCACUGAAAUACACACUCAGGGUGGAUCCAGCCUCUGCUGUCCGUCUGCCUGUCAGACCGAUACUCAACCUGGUGUGCCGGGUCCUCGCCGUCAGCUCCAAGAGCAUAAAUUUAACAGGAGAUGGAAGUGUGAGGUUGUUGAUCUUGCCCAUCAUACACACCAACACACUGGAGGUCUUAUCAGCUCUUAUGAUAGCUGUACGUAGCGGUAUGGUUCAGUACGCUGCUGUGCUACAGAGGCUGUUUUCUCAAACCCUGUCUGCCUGGACGCCUCUACCUGAAGCCAGUCUGGGACAUCAGAGAGCCUACAGCUCAGUGCGGGUAACGCUGUACAGAACCUUAGAGCUGUGGUUCCAGGUGGCUGGAGCCUCUGCUAGCGUCCUUCAGGGAAGCCCUGGCCACUCAGAACUCCUGUUUAGUCACCUACUUAGUGACAUCACACCAGGGGCGGAGUCUAUCAAGCUUCGGGCAGGUCUGUCAGCAGAUGCGGUUCCUGGAGGGAAGCCGGGCCCGCGAAGGACAAAACCAUUGGUCAUAGCAGACACAGUCGGGCCGUCACUCCAGAGAAAAGGAGACGUUCUGGCUAAUCAGGAUACUUGCAUUUCAGCCCUCAGGGCACUGAGGCACAUUAUACUUACCAGUGGUACACUGCUGAAAGACGAUCUACACAAGCGUCUCCAUGACGUCGUGCUGCCGCUGUGCGUGCGUCUGCAGCAGCAACAGUCCAGCAGCAGCACGUCGUGUGAAUCCGCAGGGAGCGUCAGUGGGCAGUACAGCAGCGCCCUCGGCCGACUGGAGCUGUACAAGUUGUUGCUGGCUCUGGUCCUCGUCCCAUCACCCUGUUGGCCUCCACCUCUGACUUGUGCUGUGUCCAUCCUCAGCAACGGUCGCAAUGACCGCAACCUCAAGGUCUCUACAUUCUGUACUGAGGCUCUGACCAUCUGUAAUUCUCUCCUCCAUCCCCGUACUCCCUCCAUCGCCCUGCCCUUACCACCCCUCACCCUGAAACCAACCGCCGCUGCUUCAGUCCUCCCCCCCUCCCAGAGAACUCCCUCUGGACUCACUUUGCCAACGCUCCUCGGAGCCCCUGCCCCUGUCCCUUUCCCCACCCGCCACUCCCUCGGCCUGGGUCCCGCUUCCCUACUGGGUCCUCUGGACAACCACCUCUCCCUGGUGCCGGGCCAGGCCCCCACCCCGGGAGACAUGAUCCUGUCCCCGCACGCACACCACCAGCAGGACCCAUCCGGGCUGGGCCUUCCCGAGGGUCAGAGACCCGUGUUCGUCCGCUACGACAGAGAGGAAGCGGAGGAUGUGGAGAUCUCUCUGGCCAGUGACUCGGACGACAGCGUAGUCAUCGUUCCUCCGAUGAUGCUCAACAUGGACAUCCAGCAGGAUGAGACGGCAGCAGCGGCAAACUCUCUGAACAUGUCCUCUGCCGCACAAGGGGGCGCUACAGUCACACUACCAGGAGGAGAAUCUGUCACCAUGGUCCCCACCACAGCAACAACCACCACGAUAGACAGGGUGUCGCUCCCCAACGACCUCGCCACAUCCUCCCCUCUACUCACCACCUCCACCACCCCCAUCAACUCCUUCCCUCCUUCCAGCUCCUCUGUGGUCUCCCUGGUUCCACCUUUGAACUCCAGCACACUCGCAGCUCCACCUGGCGGUCUGGGGGACUCGUUGCCCGGCCGACCUCAGCUCCAGCAGAUGCUGAUGCAGCCCUCCACAGCGGGCCAGCCCGGCCCCAUGGGUCUACCGCACCAGCUGCACCAGCUGCAGAAUCAGCUGAGCCAACCAGGACGGCACCUCCACCAGCACCAACCACCGCCUGCCAGCAACGAAGACUCCGCUGUCAUCAACAUCAACAGCACCGACGAGGAGGACGAAGAGGAGGAGGACAUGGAGGAUGAUGAAGAGCUGGACGAGGAGGAUGAAGGCCUGGAAGAGGAGGAAGAGGAUGAGGAAGCGAGCGAUUUUGCUGAUGAGUUUUAUGACGGGGAAGAGUACGAGGAUUAUGAUGAGGAAGAGGGGGAAGAGCUGGAGGAAGAGGAGGAGGAGGAGGAUGGGGACAUACCUCCACUGGAGGGAGCGGAGGAUAAGGCUGGAGAGGCGGGGAUGGAGGGGGGCAAGGUGCUCAGAGCAGCCGUGGAUGAAGGAGGGAUGGCCGGAUUCAGUGUGGAAGCAGAAGCAGAAGGAGGGAUAGAGGAGAUCCAGACCAACAGAUCGAUGUUCGGAGAGGAUAGGGUGAAGGUGCAAAAGGUGGAGAGCAUCGGCGUCCUGGAGGAGGCGCGGGAGGGGGAGGAGGACGAAAGCGAAAGGAUGGAUGACCCCACCAUGCCACAAAUCCUGUGUGUCACCGGAGGAUCACUAGAGGAGAGGGAGGAGACCGAGGAGGAGGGAGGGGGAGGGAGAGGAGGAGAUGGAGAAAGGCUGCAGGACGAGGCGAGGUCGUGGGAGCAAGGAGCCAAUGAGAUUGAGCUGGCAGCCGCCUCAGAAGAAUGCACAACCAAUCAGAAUCAACAGGAGUCGGGAGCUGAAACUGCACAGGAGGCGGGUGUGAGUGAUAACCAGCCGUCCAGUCAUCAGGAGCAGCUUGCGGCUGUUGAAGAGGGAGACUCAGCCGCGGCAGAACCCGAAACCUCAACAGGCCCGAAUACAAAAGAGCAAGAGGAGACGGUCGCUGAGAAAAGAGACGGAGUAAAAGCGGAGCAGCAGACGGAAGGAACAGGAGAGAGUGAUGGAGAGGAGGGGAAAGGAGUGAAGAGGAAGAGAGAGGAGGCGAACAGAGAGGAAGAGGGGCAAGGCACGGAGAAGAAAAAGAUGGAUGAUGAAGCCAUGGCCUCCAUGUUGGCUGAUUUUGUCGCAUGUCCACCUGAUGACGAAGACGGUGCCUCUGGAUCGAACCGCCCAUAAAUAUUUGCCAACCUGAACUGAAGUAACCAUGGAUACAGCAGAUAACUGCUAGGACAUUUAAUCAUUAGUGACAUUUCAAAGGUUUAAACAAAUAACAUUUCUUUUUACAAUUAACACUUGAAAUGAUGAAGGCACUUGCAAACGACAAGGUAGUACAAAAUGUAAACCACACUUUGGUGUUUAAAGGUGCUCCAUACAACUCAUUUAUCUUUACACCUUAAAGCCAUUCUUCAAGUGUUCAGAUCAACAGUUUUCUUUCUUUUAACAAUUCUGCCAACUUGAAAGUUACUGUGUACUUUUUUACUCUCACAUCACCCAGUUUAUAAUUGGCAAGAAGUAGUUUUACAAGAGUUUAAAAGAAGCAGUUAAUUGUUCAGUCAUAUUCAGCUGCCCAGCAGGGAGGUGAAAAGUAUUAUUCAGAGUUCUAGCCUUUUGUUAGUACUUGGUAUCCUACAGUAAGUGGUGGUUUUCUUGGAUUUAUAUGUAUGUUUUAGGCUCUUUAUGUUUUGCCAUCACUGUCAUACGCUUUGUUAUAAAAAGUCAAAUAAAUCAAACGUGAAAUACAUACACUACAUUUGUUUACCUCAGAUUUAACGGCUAAUCCCAACAAAGAAUUCUGGUUGUAAAUGCAAAAGGUUAGUUAAUCAACAUUACAUGAGAACUAUGACGUUCUUGAAAAGAUAAGUUAAUGUUUUGAGCCGCACAAACUGUUGUUUUGGAGGUAGAAGUCUGACCGAUAUUUAUCUAACCCUGGACAAAUAAAAAAUCAAAUGUGGCUUUGUAAUUUGGGACUGAACUGACCCUUUACAUUUACACGCUCAAGUGUGGCCAAAUUUCAUAUUACGUGCUGACUGCCAUAGUACUCUAUGCUAUUAUUUAUUAUUUAAUUUUUUAACAACGUACUUUACAGUUUUGUACUAACAGGAAAUGACGCAAUAUGUGCAACAACAGAGGUCAGCCAAACUGCAACUUUGGAAUGCCACUGACAUUAAACGUACUUAUGUCCUUAA
Molecule: messenger RNA, 4816 nt
Organism: Cottoperca gobio
Lineage: Eukaryota; Metazoa; Chordata; Actinopteri; Perciformes; Bovichtidae
Gene: pelp1
Product: proline, glutamate and leucine rich protein 1
Exons: 19
Coding region: 27-3806 (1259 amino acids)
Biological process (GO): rRNA processing
Cellular component (GO): nucleus
Source: RefSeq, a predicted model, not a curated record